GGUUUACUUUUUGAUACCAUUUUCAAUUUCGGUAAACUCUGAUGAGUAGAAAACAGCAUACCGUCUGUUUGGCUGCUGGGAAAAGCAGAGAGAAGAAAACAGAAUAGAUGAGAAGCCUGUGAUGGAAUGCCUAAACCCAGUUUCUCCUUCAGUCAACUUCUGUCACAGAUGGGUCCAAUCUCAGCAAAGGCCAGCAUGAGUGGUUGGUAUUGGUCCAAUUCAUAUGGAUGCCUGAGUGAGUGCACAGAAUUUUGUUGUAACAUCACAUCCGAGUGACCAGCCACCAUAGAUUGUUUGUAUGGUUGCACGUGCUAGUAAAUCAUCAAUGUAGUAUAUGAUGGAGGAAGGUUCUGAAAACAGUGAGCAACUGCUUGAUAAUGAGGGCAAUGACCUUGAGAAUGAGUGUGAACAAGUGCUUGAGAAUGAAGGAAAUGAUCUUGACAAUGAUUGUGAGCAAGUAUUUGAGAUUGAAGGCAAUGACCAUGAAAAUGUCACAGAUUUUGAUACAAGAAUAGUUGAUGGAGAGAAUGGCAUGUCUCAAGGGAAGAAUUAUCUCCCACCAGUUGUUGGGAUGGAGUUCGAGUCAUAUGAUGAUGCAUAUAACUAUUAUAAUUGCUAUGCUAAAGAACUGGGAUUUGCUAUCAGGGUGAAAUCCUCAUGGACAAAACGUAAUAGCAAAGAGAAGCGUGGUGCAGUACUCUGUUGCAAUUGUGAGGGUUUUAAAACAAUUAAAGAAGCAAAUAGUCGAAGGAAGGAAACGAGAACUGGUUGUCUGGCAAUGAUAAGGUUGAGGUUAGUGGAAUCAAACAGGUGGAGGGUGGACGAAGUGAAGCUAGAACACAACCAUUUAUUUGAUCCCGAAAGGGCUCAAAAUUCCAAGUCACAUAAGAAGAUGGAUGCUGGGGCCAAAAGGAAGGUGGAGCCGACACUUGAUGUAGAAGUACGAACAAUCAAGUUGUAUCGAACACCCGCCUUAGAUGCAAUGAGCUAUGGAAACUCAAGUUCUAGUGAAAGGGAAAUUAAUAAUCAUACGGAUCAGCCCAAGCGCUUGAACCUUAAAAAGGGAGAUGCACAAGUCAUUUAUAAUUAUUUUUGUCGGGUGCAGCUAACAAAUCCAAAUUUUUUCUACUUGAUGGAUCUCAGUGAUGAUGGGCAUUUGAGGAAUGUGUUUUGGAUUGAUUCUAGGUCUAGGGCUGCCUACGGGUACUUUGGCGAUGUGGUUGCAUUUGACACAGUGUGCUUGUCAAACAAAUAUGAAAUUCCACUCUUGGCAUUUGUUGGAGGAAAUCACCACGGGCAGCCUGUUUUACUGGGUUGUGGGUUGCUGGCGGAUGAGACACCAGAGACAUACAUCUGGUUAUUUAGGGCCUGGCUUACAUGUAUGUCAGGACGCCCUCCACAAACUAUCAUUACAGACCAGUGUAAGGCCUUGCAGAGUGCAAUUGCUGAGGUGUUUCCCAGGGCACACCAUCGUCUUUGCUUGUCACAUGUCAUGCAGAGAAUUCUUGAGAAAUUGGGAGACUUGCAGGAAAAUGAACCAUUUCGAACAGCAUUGAAUAGAACAGUUUAUGACUCUGUAAAAAUUGAUGAGUUUGAACUGGCUUGGGAAGAUAUGAUCCAGCGUUUUGGAAUCAGGAGUCAUGAAUGCCUUCGAACUUUGUACGAAGAUCGAGAAAGAUGGGCUCCAGUCUACUCAAAAGACACAUUUUUCGCUGGGUUGUCCACCUUUCAACAGGGUGAGUCCAUGAGCUCAUUUUUCAAUGGUUAUGUGCAUGAACAGACUUCUUUGAAAGAAUUUUUAGACAUGUACGAGUUUAUUCUACAAAAAGGGCAUCAAAAGGAAGCUGUUGAUGAUUUUGAGUCCAGAGAUUCAACCCCCACAUUGAAAACAAGAUGCUUUUAUGAGUUACAGCUCUCUAAUGUAUACACAAAAGAGAUAUUUGAGAAAUUCCAAGGCGAGAUUGAGAUGAUGUCUUCUUGUAUUAGCAUAACACAGCUCCAUGUUAAUGGGCCCAUAGUCACAUACAUAGUCAAAGAACGUGAAGGUGAUGUAAAUAUGAGGGAAGUUAGAAACUUUGAAGUUAUGUAUGAUAAAGCAGGAGCUGAGGUUCGAUGCAUUUGCAGUUGUUUUAACUUCAAAGGUUAUCUAUGCCGACAUGCAAUGUGUGUACUCAACUACAAUGGUCUGGAAGAAAUCCCACUUCAAUAUAUCCUGUCACGAUGGAGGAAAGAUUUCAAACGUCUAUACAUACCAGAUCUUGGCUCCAACAAUGUUGAUAUCACGAACCCAGUUCAGUGGUUUGAUCACCUGUACAGACGAGCAUUACAAGUUGUCGAGGAAGGUAUGACAUCUCAAGAUCACUACAUGGUCGCUUGGCAAGCAUUUAAAGAAUCUUUGAAUAAGGUUCGACUUGCAGCAGACAAGCAUGUAUGAUUAAAUUUCUAUAUUAAGCUGUAAAUUCAUGAUAGCAUCGAUUGUUGUUUCAGUCUUUUGUCUGCGAAGCUCACUGGGCGAGCUUCAGGGUGCUUCAGUGAAAUGAUUUUGAAAGUUUUUGGGAAGGUGAUGGGUUCAGGUUUUGCCCUACAGUCAUUGUAGGCAUUACAGAACAGAGGAAUUUCUUACUGGGACCUGCAAUUCCAGAAUCAUUUCAGUGAAGCACAGCCCAUGCGUGCCCAGAAACUGCCUUUUGCUUUUGUCCUUACAGCCUGUUCAUCUUCGUUGAAGGUGUUUUUUUGUACAUGAGGCCUUGUAAAUUAGCCGUGGUGCAAGCCUUUCUGUAAGGCUGAACUGGUCAUAUGCAGUUGAAAUAUUCUUUUCUUUUGAUC
Vitis vinifera (wine grape) is the source of this 2826-nucleotide messenger RNA. Its product is annotated as protein FAR1-RELATED SEQUENCE 8. The transcript is spliced from 3 exons. The record is from RefSeq and is a predicted model, not a curated record. The coding region runs from base 335 to 2434 and encodes 699 amino acids. NCBI's taxonomy places the organism in Eukaryota, Viridiplantae, Streptophyta, Magnoliopsida, Vitales, Vitaceae. Gene Ontology annotation, biological process: regulation of DNA-templated transcription. Gene Ontology annotation, molecular function: zinc ion binding.